Molecule: messenger RNA, 3490 nt
Organism: Acinonyx jubatus (cheetah)
Lineage: Eukaryota; Metazoa; Chordata; Mammalia; Carnivora; Felidae
Gene: PEX12
Product: peroxisomal biogenesis factor 12
Exons: 3
Coding region: 1039-2118 (359 amino acids)
Biological process (GO): protein monoubiquitination; protein import into peroxisome matrix
Cellular component (GO): peroxisomal importomer complex; peroxisomal membrane
Molecular function (GO): protein binding; ubiquitin-protein transferase activity; zinc ion binding
Source: RefSeq, a predicted model, not a curated record
CAAUAAGGCUAAAGACUUCUAUCUCCAGCUGCAAAUCCCUCCUGGGAGGGCCGGCUAUAAAUUAACCACCACGCCCGGCGCACACAGAGAGAACUUCCGUGUGUCCACAUUCCCAUUCGUCCCCCCACCCUUAACUAAAUCGCCCAAGGGAACACAGGCCUCAGCAGCAGGCUCGAACUCCGGGCUCUGGGUGCCAGACUUCGCGCGGCGCCCCAAACACCUUUCCAAAAAGACCUCUGCAGAGAGAUUCAGAGGUGUGGCUUCCCAUCAGGGAUGCGAUGCAAACCUAGCUAAGAAAAGUAAAACGAGCUGAGAAUCCAACUCCAUGCCAGACCCGCAAGUCACUUCUUUAAUUUCAGCGGGAGCGGAAGCGGAAGCGGAAGCUCCGGUGGGGUCAUAGAGUUUGCUCGUUCCGGUUUCCGGGCCACGUUCGGGGCUAGAGCGCCUCCCGUCCGCCAGCCAUCCCAGUCACCAGCGGCUUCUAUUUCCGGGUGCGGCUCCUGUCAUAAAGCGGGGGCCUCUCUACAAACGUGGAGUCGUGGGUCCUUCGCGCCUCGCCGGGGGUCAGCGCGCAAGGACGGUCCCUGGCGGGGGUACUUCGCAGCCAACGGCUGGAGCCGGUCUUCGCGUACCGAGUCCGCACUGGCACCUCUAACCCCUCAGAGCUAGCUGGCUCUUGAGCCCUCACGAGUUAGAGUCCCUGAUUCGCAGCCUCCAGGGCUGCAGCUCCAGAAGAUAUCACUCCUUCGCCCAUCCCUGUCCCCAUAGGCAUGCUCUGCCCUGUGAGGUACAGCAUUUGACAAGUUACCCCUACCCCACACACCACUUCCACCCGCGUCUGCCUUAACUUCGUUCUUAACCUCCUUAGUUUGAGACCCCUCCCUUCUGCCUCCAGAAGAGGUCUUUUUCCCCCACUUCCGUGAAAGAGGAGUUUUGGGUCUCUUGCAGAAAGAUUAAGCACCUAUUUGAUAACUAAAACAAGUUCAUGCUUACUAAAGAGUUUGUGGGCAAAGUGAAACCCAGUGCACACGGGAAAUUAUGGCUGAGCACGGGGCUCACAUCACAACUGCUUCUGUGGUGGAUGACCAGCCAUCCAUCUUUGAGGUGGUAGCACAGGAGAGUUUAAUGACAGCAGUGAGACCUGCUCUUCAGCAUGUGGUCAAGGUUCUUGCAGAAUCCAAUCCUGCCCACUAUGGCUUCUUUUGGAGGUGGUUUGAUGAAAUCUUCACCCUGCUAGAUCUUCUGCUCCAGCAGCAUUAUUUGUCCAAAACCAGUGCCUCAUUCUCUGAAAAUUUUUAUGGCUUAAAGCGCAUUGUAAUGGAGGACACACACAAGCUUCAGAGGUUGGCCAGUGCUGGUCUCCCAAAGCAGCAGCUUUGGAAGUCAAUUAUGUUCCUGGUUCUUCUUCCCUACCUGAAAGUGAAGCUAGAGAAGCUGGUUUCUAGCCUGAGAGAAGAGGAUGAAUAUUCUAUUCAUCCCCCUUCUUCCCGUUGGAAACAGUUUUAUAGAGCCUUCCUGGCAGCCUACCCAUUUGUUAACAUGGCAUGGGAAGGCUGGUUUUUUGUACAACAACUUCGAUACAUCCUAGGAAAGGCUCAGCAUCACUCACCACUGCUGAGGCUGGCUGGUGUUCGGUUAGGUCGACUUACAGUUCAGGAUAUACAAGCUCUGGAGCACAGACCAGCUGAAGUCAGCAUGAUGCAGCAACCAGCCAAGAGUGUUGGUGAGAAGAUAAAGUCAGCUCUGAAGAAAGCUGUGGGAGGUGCUGCCUUAUCCCUCUCUACUGGCCUUUCUGUGGGAGUAUUCUUUCUGCAAUUCCUUGAGUGGUGGUACUCAUCUGAAAAUCAAGAAACCGUCAAAUCGCUGACUGCCCUACCUACUCCGCCACCACCUGUACACCUGGACUACAAUUCUGAUUCUCCUCUGUUACCCAAAAUGAAGACUGUGUGCCCACUGUGUCGUAAAACCCGGGUGAAUGAUACUGUUCUUGCCACCUCUGGCUAUGUGUUUUGUUAUCGCUGUGUGUUUAAUUAUGUCAGGGUUCACCAAGCUUGUCCCAUAACAGGUUAUCCAACAGAAGUACAACAUCUAAUUAAACUGUACUCCCCUGAGAACUGAAACGGAUUAGCAUUUUAUCUCACAACAAAAUUACUGCACUAUAAGGCCACAGGACUGAUUUUCAGCACAGUAUGUAGCAUUGUUUGAUACUUCUCAUCCUCGACUCAUAAUUAUAUGGACUUUAAAUAACUAGAGUUGACCCCUGAACAUGUGUUCACCGGCCCCCCACAUAUAACUUUUGAAUCCCCCAAAACUGAACUACUAAUAGCCUACUGUUGACCAGAAGCCUUACGAAUAAAUAGUCAAUUAACACACAUUUUGUAUGUUAGAUGUAUUAUAUACCGUAUUCUUGCAGUAAAAUAAGAUAGGGAAAAUACUAAGAUUAAGAGAAAGUACCUUUAUACUGUACUUUUUUGGGGGUGCCUGGGUGGCUCAGUCGGUUGAGCAUCCGACUGCAUCUCAGGUCAUGAUCUCGCAGUUUGUGAGUUCCAGCCCCGCAUCGGGCUCUGUGCUGACAGCUCAGAGCCUGGAGCCUGCUUCAGAUUCUGUGUCUCCCUCUCUCUCUGCCCCUUCCCUGCUCAUGCUCUGUCUCUGAGAAAUGAAUAAAAGUUAAAAAAAAUUUUAUACUGUACUUUUUACCGUACUGUACUGUAAGAAAUCCGAAUAUAAGUAGACUUACACAGUUCAAAUUUGUGUUGUUCAAGGGUCAACUGUAUAUGGAUUUCUUUAAAAAGAUGUAUCCAUUGAUCUUAACCUUUUAACUUGCUGUCUAGAUUCCUACUUAGAGUUUACCAAGCUGGUUAGAAUGAGAAUCAGGACUGACAGGAGACAUGAAGGUCAAUGUACAGGAAGUGGAUAAAAGGGGAUAGUUAGUACAGAAGCUUUUCCUUGAAGAACAAGAGGUAUAGAAGCUCUCAGGAAAAACCCAAGUUAGACCUCAUAAAGUGGGUAGUGAAUAGGUAGCAGCCUUCUUCUUGAGAAAAGAAAGCAUUUAUCUGCCUAUGAAGAAGAUAUUUUAUCAGUUUGCAAACAAUGUGAAACAUAGACCUGCUCUUUAUAGACAUACUUAGAAACACUUUAGAAGAACAAAGCGCCUUCCAUAUACUGUGAUCCACUUGUUAAGUAACACCUGUUAUAGUUUAUCAACUUUUAAAGAAGAUUCCUUUAUGAGCCAUACAGAUGGGAAACUGGUUAAAGAAAAGUAGGGGUUGAGUGUAUAUUGUUGUCUGAAGAUUUCAGUGUGAAAGCAAAUCUGAUUAAUUAAGAGAUGAACUAAAAUACUGAUCUAACUUUGUGCAAAAGAAUCUUUUAAUAAGCUCUUUCUUCUUGCUGUUAAGAGUCUGCAAAAUGGGCACAAAUUAUUCUGGCUAUUAGUAAGUUUCUGUGAAAUGCUGAAACAAAUUUUAAGAAUAAAUGUUUUUGGCAAAGAGCU